Molecule: messenger RNA, 1020 nt
Organism: Diaporthe amygdali
Lineage: Eukaryota; Fungi; Ascomycota; Sordariomycetes; Diaporthales; Diaporthaceae
Exons: 2
Coding region: 1-1020 (339 amino acids)
Source: RefSeq, a predicted model, not a curated record
AUGCCUCACAAACAUACCCGCCGAGAUAGAGAUGAUUCCACAUACGACCUGCCACCGACCCAGAUAGCCAGGCCUCUCCCCGUCGUCGCACCCAAGCUGGCGAGGCAAGCGCCCAAACCAGGCGGAAGCAAAGCCAAAGGGAAGCAGAAUGGAAACGAUGCCGGCAAAGACAAGGGACCGGAGGCACCUCGGGGUGCCAAGCGCAAGCGAGGGGCUGCCGACAAGAAGGAUGAUGCGCCUCGUGCCUUCAAGCGGCUGAUGGCAUUUGCAGACGGCAAGAAGUUCAGAAGCGGGCUUGAUGACGGAGUCAGAGAUACAGCAGCCAAGAAGAAGAAGAAGAAGAGCAAGGCGGCCGAGGGCGACGUCGCCGCUGAGACGGACAACGUUCAGAAGGAAGCUCCCACGAUCCGCCCGGGCGAAAAGCUGUCCGACUUUGCAAGGCGUGUGGAUGCGGCCCUGCCAGUCAUGGGCCUAGUGAACAACAAGUCCGGCAAGAACGAUCCCUUGGGCCUCAAACCUACAAGGACGCGCAAGGAGAAGAAGAUGCACAAGCUCUACGACGAGUGGCGGCGCGAGGAGGCGGCUAUACAGGAGAAGAGAAGAGAAGAGGCUGAGGAGGCCGAGGAGGCUGAGAUGGACGAUGAGGGAGCGGGCGUCAAGUGGAAGCUUGACCUCCAGGACCAGGCUGGUAAGGGAAAGAAGAAGAAAGGGAAGAAGGGCCGCUCUGUCUGGGAGUCUACUGAUGCGGACGACGAAGACCCGUGGGAGGAACUGAAAAAGAAACGAGGCGAGAAGAAGGCCGGACUGCACGAUUUCGCACAGGCCCCACCGGAGCUGAAGACCAAACCGAAGGAGCUGUUCAAGGUUCUCGGUGCCGGAGUUGACGUUGGGACAAUACCCAAGUCGGCCGGAAGCCUGAAGAGAAGAGAGGAGCUCCAGGGCGUCAGGGAGGAGGUAGUGGCUGCCUAUAGAAAGAUGAUGCAGAGCAGAAGAGAGAGGCUGGAAGCCCAGGUGGAAUAG